Molecule: messenger RNA, 2361 nt
Organism: Oncorhynchus gorbuscha (pink salmon)
Lineage: Eukaryota; Metazoa; Chordata; Actinopteri; Salmoniformes; Salmonidae
Product: muscleblind-like protein 1
Exons: 8
Coding region: 851-1993 (380 amino acids)
Molecular function (GO): metal ion binding
Source: RefSeq, a predicted model, not a curated record
CAGGAGUGAAAGUGAGCGAGAUGAGAGAGGAGUGAGGGAGGGAGAGAAGCGCCGCAAAGCGAGCAAGAGGUUUUCACUUUCUAUUCUCCGCUCAGUAGCAGUCAGAGGAGUCCACGUUGAGACACAACAGAAGUGCCUCCCCUGAAGCCUGUGGCUGUUUGGAACUGCUAAGACACACCAGGAGUCCAAGGACUGCCAACCCUGCCCUCUGAGCUUUCUGACCCAUGGUUGUGCCCCCAUCUCACCCAUAAUCCCUCAAUGCCACGUCUACCCUUCUCUGGACUUGAGAUUCUAUUCCAUCUGUGCGUGUGAGAGGGGACUGUCCUCUCACUGUCCCUCCACUCUCUCCCCUGCUCCCUGCUCCCUCUGCACGUCGUGAGCCAACCAGAUCAAUAACGUCUUUCACCAUCUGUCUCGCCUGACAGUUCAGCUGAGGAGAAAGGUAAAGAGUGUGGAGAGAGAGAGAGAGAGAGAGAGAGAGAGAGAGAGAGAGAGAGAGAGAGAGAGAGAGAGAGAGAGAGAGAGAGAGAGAGAGAGAAAUGAGCUCAUAAGUUGGUCCAGCCUGCAAAAAGCAAGCCGUCAGUGCCACAAUCCCAUACCCUGGGGGACAGGCACUGCAGGAAUCUCAUCAGUCCCAGUAAAAGGCUCUUAAGAUGGGCCAUAGAUCCUAGGAGACUCCCAGGCCAACCUCCACAAACAGGCCUCGGAUAGAAAACACUUUUAGAAUGGAUUGUUUUAUUUGAUCUUAUUAAUUUGAUUUCUCUCAGGAGCAAACAUUCGUACACACUGAGACCUCCCUUUCGUUUUUUAUAUCGGUCGUUCUUAAUCGACUACUCUUGACGGGUUCAAAAUGGCAGUCAACAUGACUCCUAUUCGGGACACAAAAUGGCUGACCCUGGAGGUGUGUCGUGAGUUCCAGAGAGGGACGUGCUCGCGACCGGACAGCGAGUGUAAGUUCGCACACCCUGCCAAGAGCUGCCAGGUGGAGAAUGGACGCAUCAUCGCCUGCUUUGACUCCCUCAAGGGUCGUUGUUCCAGGGAGAACUGUAAGUACCUACACCCUCCUCCCCACCUGAAGACCCAGCUGGAGAUCAACGGCAGGAACAACCUGAUCCAACAGAAGAACAUGGCCAUGCUGGCACAGCAGAUGCAGCUGGCCAACGCCAUGAUGCCCGGCACACAGCUACAGACUACAUGUAUGCCGGUCCCCAUGUUCUCUGUGACGCCCAGCCUUGCCUCCAAUGCCAGUCUUGCUGCGGUGGCCGCUGCGUUUAACCCCUACUUGGGCCCGGUGUCGCCCGGCCUGAUGCCUUCUGAGAUCAUGUCCAGCGCCCCGGUCCUGGUGACCAGUAACCCCAACGUCUCCAUGCCCUCUGCUGCUGCUGCUGCCGCACACAAACUCAUGAGGACAGACAGACUGGAGGUGUGUCGGGAGUACCAGAGAGGUAACUGUACGCGGGGGGAGAGUGACUGUCGCUUCUCCCACCCCUCAGACAGCACCAUGAUAGACACCAACGACAACACCGUGACCGUGUGUAUGGACUACAUAAAGGGUCGCUGCUCCAGGGAGAAGUGUAAAUACUUCCACCCUCCAGCCCACCUGCAGGCCAAGAUAAAGGCUGGCCAACACCAGGUCAACCAGUCUGCUGCCGCAGUAGCCAUGGGGCUCCCACCUUUACCUCCAUUACCAAAGAGACCCACAGUUGAAAAAUCCAACGGUGCCACCGCCAUGUUCAACGCCGCUGGCACGUUCCAGUACCAACAGGCCCUGGCCAAUAUGUUCCAGUACCAACAGGCCCUGGCCAAUAUGUUCCAGUACCAACAGCAGCAGUUCAUCCCGUCUGUACCCAUGAUGCACGGUGCCACGCCCGCCACUGUGUCUGCAGCCACUUCCUCUGCCACAAGCGUUCCCUUUGCAAACGCAACAGCCAAUCAGAUUCCAUUAAUAUCCACAGAUCAUCUUACUAGGCACAAGUAUGUGACUCAGAUCUAGAAAUCUCAAGCAGAACAGUAAGACUAAUUUUUUACGAUUCUCUUUUGAUCUAUUCAUUGUACUCCCGCAGAUGAAACUGCAGUGUGCCGGUGUCCCACAGCUCCCCACCCUUCAUGCCUGUAAACAUAGAAAUCUGUAGAAGAUUAUUUCUAGAGCCUUGAACAUCCAACCACCUGUAAACUAUAGUGGUACUGACUGGCACGUUGCUCUAGGAGGGUUCAGUUGAUCAUAAAGGUGGUGAACAUGUGCAUUACACACACACACACACACACACACACACACACACACACACACACACACACACACACACACACACACACACACACACACACACACACACACACACACACACACACACACACACACAC